GUGUGCAGAUAGCCUAACGGGAAAUGCUGCUGCGCCGAACGUCGAUUUUCGUUUGUUUUGCUCAAAUUAGAAGUUUUCGCGACGUAAUAAGCUGCACAUUUGUUAAUAAAAGCAUUUGCUAUUAAAAAUUAAAGUAAUUGAAAGCUAAAGAGUGCAGUAUAUCCAUCUGGUCAGAGUACACAUAAUUUUACAAUAUACUCAUGUACAAAUCCAAGAUGAGCGAUCCAUCCAAAAAGAAAAGUAUAUAUAAAAGUAAUACCGAUUUUCAAGGCGUGCGAUUUGCUUGCGGGAGUUUGGAACCCAAAAUUGAUAACCUCGAAACUGAACUUAAAGUAUUGCAGGAUCAACUAAAAUAUGUUUUGGAGGUUCUGGCGCAACAAACGGUUUUAUUAAAAAACAUGACGCGCCAACAUAUUAACGAUCAAACAGUUGCUGAUAAAUUCCCAAUAACUAGCGAGGAGCAGCUUUUAAAAAUUAACGACGAAAUUACUUCGGAAAAUAAGCUUGCCUAUAUACGUAUUCGUUAUAAUUUUAAUAACAAUUAAAUGGAGUUGUAUUAUGCAAAAUUGACCGUUUAAUGAUUAAAUACUAUUAUUUGCACAUUUUUAAUUAUUAAUAA
Molecule: messenger RNA, 619 nt
Organism: Rhagoletis pomonella (apple maggot)
Lineage: Eukaryota; Metazoa; Arthropoda; Insecta; Diptera; Tephritidae
Exons: 4
Coding region: 201-545 (114 amino acids)
Source: RefSeq, a predicted model, not a curated record